Molecule: messenger RNA, 915 nt
Organism: Penicillium canariense
Lineage: Eukaryota; Fungi; Ascomycota; Eurotiomycetes; Eurotiales; Aspergillaceae
Product: flavin reductase family protein
Exons: 2
Coding region: 1-915 (304 amino acids)
Molecular function (GO): FMN binding; riboflavin reductase (NADPH) activity
Source: RefSeq, a predicted model, not a curated record
AUGAAGCUAUCUCUUCCGCGACUUGCGGUCCGGAGAGGCCUCAGAGAGCCAUUAUCCUACAUACUGCCUCCUCUAAGACCCUGCAAUUCUACCAUCGGAAACCUUCUCGCACCAGAGUGCCCCCGACACCAUCGACAUUGCUCACCACGACAUAUCAGCAAUACUACCGCUUCCCUCCAACAAAAGAACCCGAAUGGAAGCCAGACCUCACCUUCCGAUAGAACAGGCACUCUCUCCUCUGCAUCGAAACCCUCGCAAACCUCCCCCGCAUCCUCAAUAUCGGAACAUGUCCGCCUCCUCAUGCGCCGGGUCCCCUACCCGGUCGCCAUAAUAACAGCCACCGACCCAACCGGUCCGGCAGAUACCACCUCCUUCCGCGGGAUGACCGUCUCCUCCUUCAAUACAGUAACCCUCACGCCGCACCCAGUAAUCUCAUUUAACGUGCGCCGACCAUCCGAGACACUCAAUGCGCUGCUCGCCUCAGGCCGGUUCCUAGUCCAUCUACUCGCGCCGGGACCUGCGACCGCAACCCUGGCCGGAGACUUUUCCAAGGGAAACACAACGCUCGCUUCAAUGUUGAGCGGGCAUGGAGAGUUUGAAUUCGGGGUAGUGAAUGCUGAGCAGAGCUUCGGUGAUGGAGCCGAGAGGCCUCUACCGAUCCUCAGGCGACGAGGGCCACACUCCAACAACCGCAAGGAUUUCCCUUUCGUGUUAGAAUGCAGGCUUCACCCACAGAGAAUUGAUGUGCAUGAUCACUCAAUUGUACUGGGUACAGUUUUGCGGGCCAUUGAAGGCUCGGAAAACCAGAUUUCGAGCCAGGGGUAUGCUGAGGAGAACCCGGAUGAGCAUUCGCCCGAAAGCUUAUGUCUGACAUACGCCAAUACAAGGUUCUGGAAGAUGGGAGGCGAGAUUUAA